Molecule: messenger RNA, 8062 nt
Organism: Nematostella vectensis (starlet sea anemone)
Lineage: Eukaryota; Metazoa; Cnidaria; Anthozoa; Actiniaria; Edwardsiidae
Exons: 5
Coding region: 234-7826 (2530 amino acids)
Source: RefSeq, a predicted model, not a curated record
AUGAAUGGCUCCGAUCUUUAUCGAAAAAUCAGUUACGGAGACACUUUCGAUUCUGUGUGUAAUCGACUUUCAUGUCAUGCUAAACACUGUUGGCCUCAUUGGUGAGUAUGUUAAGAGCAAUGAAUUGAUCACGUGUCCACACAAUCUUGCAUGACGAGAUUAAUCACCCUUGCUCGAUAUAGCGUGAAUCACAACAGAGAAAUGCCAGCUAUCGCAAAGAGCAAACCAGCUCAAUGAGUACGUUUGGGGUUGUCAAAAACCCGGCGUACAGCCCAAGUCCGAACACAGUCCGCAGGGACCCUUUGGUAAGAGCGGCCGAGAAGGUCCUGGAGGAGAAUCGGCAUGGACACAGGAAUCCUACAGAGUCCCUAAGCAGCCUACCGGGUCAGGCUUCUGGCCGGGGCCUUCUGUGGUGCUUUGUGGGGUUCGCGACGUUAGCAGCGGUGACGACACUUGUGCUGGAACUUCUUAUGAUUUUUAGUAUUUUAGGACCCGGAUGUACAUGUACAGAGCAAGUACCUCAAGAACAGUUCCAGUAUUCCCAGAGGAGUCUACAACAGCAGAUAUAUGACCUCAACAAAACCUUGACGGCAAAGGAAGCGAACCUCCAAGGAGUGCUGGACAAUACGAUCAAGAAAUUGUAUGAGGCUCAAAACGAAUUUAAGGCUGCAGAUAAGAACAUCAGUGAAGAAAUCCAAGCAUUGAGAAACAAGGACAACGAAACGAAAGAAGCAAUCGAUAGUCUACAAGCGAGUUUUACACGAGCCAUCCAAGAAACAAGGGCAGGCUACGAAGCAAACGACACUACGAUAACUAAAAGCUUGAAUGAGCUGGGAACAAAACAACAAAAUGAUGUGACAGAACUUCAAAGCGCUUUAAAUGAUACAAAGACAGAUGUUCAGAUCAAUAGCGUAAAACACGAAAAAGAUGUACUAGAACUUUGGAAGGAAACUAACAACACAAAGACAGAUGUCCAGGCACACAAGGUCAAACAAAACAAGGAUGUGCUAGACCUGUGGACUGCGACUAACAACACAAAGACAGAUGUCCAGGCACACAAGGUCAAGCACGACAAGGAUGUACUAGACCUGUGGAAAGCGACUAACAACACAAAGACAGAUGUCCAGGAACACAAGGUCAAGCACGACAAGGAUGUACUAGACCUGUGGACUGCGACUAACAACACAAAGACGGAUUUCCAGGCACACAAGGUCAAGCACGACGAGGAUGUACUAGACCUGUGGACUGCGACUAACAACACAAAGACAGAUGUCCAGGCAUACAAGGUCAAGCACGACCAGGAUGUACUAGACCUGUGGACUGCGACUAACAACACAAAGACAGAUGUCCAGGCACACAAGGUCAAGCACGACAAGGAUGUACUAGACCUGUGGACAGCAACUAACAACACAAAGACAGAUGUUCAGGCACACAAGGUCAAGCACGACCAGGAUGUACUAGACCUGUGGACUGCGACUAACAACACAAAGACAGAUGUCCAGGCACACAAGGUCAAGCACGACCAGGAUGUACUAGACCUGUGGACAGCAACUAACAACACAAAGAUAGAUGUCCAGGCACACAAGGUCAAGCACGACCAGGAUGUACUAGACCUGUGGACAGCAACUAACAACACAAAGACAGAUGUCCAGGCACACAAGGUCAAGCACGACCAGGAUGUACUAGACCUGUGGACAGCAACUAACAACACAAAGACAGAUGUCCAGGCACACAAGGUCAAGCACGACCAGGAUGUACUAGACCUGUGGACUGCGACUAACAACACAAAGACAGAUGUCCAGGCACACAAGGUCAAGCACGACAAGGAUGUACUAGACCUGUGGACAGCAACUAACAACACAAAGACAGAUGUCCAGGCACACAAAGUCAAACACGACCAGGAUGUGCUAGACCUGUGGACCGCGACUAACAACACAAAGAUAGAUCUCCAGGCACACAAAGUCAAACACGACCAGGAUGUACUAGACCUGUGGACUGCGACUAACAACACAAAGACAGAUGUCCAGGCACACAAGGUCAAACACGACCAGGAUGUGCUAGACCUGUGGACUGCGACUAACAACACAAAGUCAGAUGUCCAGGCACACAAAGUCAAACACGACCAGGAUGUACUAGACCUGUGGACUGCCACUAACAACACAAAGACAGAUGUCCAGGCACACAAGGUCAAACACGACCAGGAUGUACUAGACCUGUGGACUGCGACUAACAACACAAAGACAGAUGUCCAGGCACACAAGAUGAGACACGACCAGGAUGUACUAGACCUUUGGACUGCGACUAACAACACAAAGACAGAUGUCCAGGCACACAAGGUCAAACACGACCAAGAUGUAACAGAUUUGUGGGCUGCCAUCAAUAACACAAAGACAGAUGUCCAGGCACACAAGGUCAAACACGAUAAGGAUGUACUAGACCUGUGGACUGCGACUAACAACACAAAGACGGAUGUCCAGGCACACAAGGUCAAGCACGACAAGGAUGUACUAGAACUUUGGAAGGAAACUAACAACACAAAGACAGAUGUCCAGGCACACAAGGUCAAACAGAACAAGGAUGUGCUAGACCUGUGGACUGCGACUAACAACACAAAGGCAGAUGUCCAGGCACAAAAAGUCAAACACGAUAAGGAUGUACUAGACCUGUGGACUGCGACUAACAAUACAAAGACAGAUGUCCAGGCACACAAAGUCAAACACGAGAAGGAUGUACUAGACCUGUGGACUGCGACUAACAAUACAAAGACGGAUGUCCAGGAACACAAGGUCAAGCACGACAAGGAUGUACUAGACUUGUGGACUGCGACUAACAAUACAAAGACAGAUGUCCAGGCACACAAGGUCAAACACGACAAGGAUGUACUAGACCUGUGGACUGCGACUAAUAACACAAAGACGGAUGUCCAGGCACACAAGGUCAAGCACGACAAGGAUGUACUAGACCUGUGGACUGCAACAAACAACACAAAGAUAGAUGUCCAGGCACACAAGGUCAAACAGAACAAGGAUGUGCUAGACCUGUGGACUGCGACUAACAACACAAAGACAGAUGUCCAGGCACAAAAAGUCAAACACGAUAAGGAUGUACUAGACCUGUGGACUGCGACUAACAAUACAAAGACAGAUGUCCAGGCACACAAAGUCAAACACGAGAAGGAUGUACUAGACCUGUGGACUGCGACUAACAAUACAAAGACGGAUGUCCAGGAACACAAGGUCAAGCACGACAAGGAUGUACUAGACUUGUGGACUGCGACUAACAAUACAAAGACAGAUGUCCAGGCACACAAGGUCAAACACGACAAGAAUGUACUAGACCUGUGGACUGCGACUAAUAACACAAAGACGGAUGUCCAGGCACACAAGGUCAAGCACGACAAGGAUGUACUAGACCUGUGGACUGCAACAAACAACACAAAGAUAGAUGUCCAGGCACACAAGGUCAAGCACGACCAGGAUGUACUAGACCUGUGGACAGCAACAAACAACACAAAGAUAGAUGUCCAGGCACACAAGGUCAAGCACGACCAGGAUGUACUAGACCUGUGGACUGCGACUAACAAUACAAAGACAGAUGUCCAGGCACACAAAGUCAAACACGAUAAGGAUGUACUAGACCUGUGGACUGCGACUAACAAUACAAAGACGGAUGUCCAGGAACACAAGGUCAAGCACGACAAGGAUGUACUAGACUUGUGGACUGCGACUAACAAUACAAAGACAGAUGUCCAGGCACACAAGGUCAAACACGACAAGAAUGUACUAGACCUGUGGACUGCGACUAAUAACACAAAGACGGAUGUCCAGGCACACAAGGUCAAGCACGACAAGGAUGUACUAGACCUGUGGACUGCAACAAACAACACAAAGAUAGAUGUCCAGGCACACAAGGUCAAGCACGACCAGGAUGUACUAGACCUGUGGACAGCAACAAACAACACAAAGAUAGAUGUCCAGGCACACAAGGUCAAGCACGACCAGGAUGUACUAGACCUGUGGACUGCGACUAACAAUACAAAGACAGAUGUCCAGGCACACAAAGUCAAACACGAUAAGGAUGUACUAGACCUGUGGACUGCGACUAACAACACAAAGACGGAUGUCCAGGCACACAAGGUCAAGCACGACAAGGAUGUACUAGACCUGUGGACUGCGACUAACAAUACAAUGACAGAUGUCCAGGCACACACGGUCAAACACGACAAGGAUGUACUAGACCUGUGGACUGCGACUAAUAACACAAAGACAGAUGUCCAGGCACACAAGGUCAAACACGACAAGGAUGUACUAGACAUGUGGACUGCGACUAACAACACAAAGACGGAUGUCCAGGCACAUAAGGUCAAGCACGACAAGGAUGUACUAGAACUUUGGAAGGAAACUAACAACACAAAGACGGAUGUCCAGGCACAAAAAGUCAAACACGAUAAGGAUGUACUAGACCUGUGGACUGCGACUAACAAGACAAAGACAGAUGUCCAGGCACACAAAGUCAAGCACGACAAGGACGUACUAGACCUGUGGACUGCGACUAACAAUACAAAGACAGAUGUCCAGGCACACAAGGUCAAACACGACAAGGAUGUACUAGACCUGUGGACUGCGACUAAUAACACAAAGACAGAUGUCCAGGCACACAAGAUGAAACACGACCAGGAUGUACUAGACCUGUGGACUGCGACUAAUAACACAAAGACAGAUGUCCAGGCACACAAGGUCAAGCACGACCAGGAUGUACUAGACCUGUGGACUGCAACAAACAACACAAAGAUAGAUGUCCAGGCACACAAGGUCAAGCACGACCAGGAUGUACUAGACCUGUGGACAGCAACAAACAACACAAAGAUAGAUGUCCAGGCACACAAGGUCAAGCACAACCAGGAUGUACUAGACCUGUGGACUGCGACUAACAAUACAAAGACAGAUGUCCAGGCACACAAAGUCAAACACGAUAAGGAUGUACUAGACCUGUGGACUGCGACUAACAACACAAAGACGGAUGUCCAGGCACACAAGGUCAAGCACGACAAGGAUGUACUAGACCUGUGGACUGCGACUAACAAUACAAUGACAGAUGUCCAGGCACACAAGGUCAAACACGACAAGGAUGUACUAGACCUGUGGACUGCGACUAAUAACACAAAGACAGAUGUCCAGGCACACAAGAUGAAACACGACCAGGAUGUACUAGACCUGUGGACUGCGACUAACAACACAAAGACGGAUGUCCAGGCACAUAAGGUCAAGCACGACAAGGAUGUACUAGAACUUUGGAAGGAAACUAACAACACAAAGACGGAUGUCCAGGCACAAAAAGUCAAACACGAUAAGGAUGUACUAGACCUGUGGACUGCGACUAACAACACAAAGACAGAUGUCCAAGCACACAAAGUCAAGCACGACAAGGAUGUACUAGACCUGUGGACUGCGACUAACAAUACAAAGACAGAUGUCCAGGCACACAAGGUCAAACACGACAAGGAUGUACUAGACCUGUGGACUGCGACUAAUAACACAAAGACAGAUGUCCAGGCACACAAGAUGAAACACGACCAGGAUGUACUAGACCUGUGGACUGCGACUAAUAACACAAAGACAGAUGUCCAGGCACACAAGGUCAAGCACGACCAGGAUGUACUAGACCUGUGGACUGCAACAAACAACACAAAGAUAGAUGUCCAGGCACACAAGGUCAAGCACGACCAGGAUGUACUAGACCUGUGGACAGCAACAAACAACACAAAGAUAGAUGUCCAGGCACACAAGGUCAAGCACGACCAGGAUGUACUAGACCUGUGGACUGCGACUAACAAUACAAAGACAGAUGUCCAGGCACACAAAGUCAAACACGAUAAGGAUGUACUAGACCUGUGGACUGCGACUAACAACACAAAGACGGAUGUCCAGGCACACAAGGUCAAGCACGACAAGGAUGUACUAGACCUGUGGACUGCGACUAACAAUACAAUGACAGAUGUCAAGGCACACAAGGUCAAACACGACAAGGAUGUACUAGACCUGUGGACUGCGACUAAUAACACAAAGACAGAUGUCCAGGCACACAAGGUCAAGCACGACCAGGAUGUAUUAUACCUGUGGACUGCAACUAAUAACACAAAGACAGAUGUCCAGGCACACAAGGUCAAACACGACAAGGAUGUACUAGACCUGUGGACUGCGACUAACAACACAAAGACAGAUGUCCAGGCACACAAGGUCAAACACGACAAGGAUGUACUAGACCUGUGGACUGCGACUAACAACACAAAGACAGAUGUCCAGGCACACAAGGUCAAACACGACAAGGAUGUACUAGACCUGUGGACUGCGACUAACAAUACAAAGACAGCUGUCCAGGCACACAAAGUCAAACACUAUGAGGAUGUACUAGACCUGUGGACUGCGACUAACAACACAAAGACGGAUGUCCAGGCACAUAAGGUCAAGCACGACAAGGAUGUACUAGAACUUUGGAAGGAAACUAACAACACAAAGACGGAUGUCCAGGCACAAAAAGUCAAACACGAUAAGGAUGUACUAGACCUGUGGACUGCGACUAACAACACAAAGACAGAUGUCCAGGCACACAAGGUCAAGCACGACAAGGAUGUACUAGACCUGUGGACUGCGACUAACAACACAAAGACCGAUGUCCAGGCACACAAAGUCAAGCACGACAAGGAUGUACUAGACCUAUGGACUGCGACUAACAACACAAAGACAGAUGUCCAGGCACACAAGAUGAAACACGACCAGGAUGUACUAGACCUGUGGACUGCGACUAACAACACAAAGACAGAUGUCCAGGCACACAAGGUCAAACACGACAAGGAUGUACUAGACCUAUGGACUGCGACUAACAACACAAAGACAGAUGUCCAGGCACACAAGGUCAAGCACGACCAGGAUGUAUUAUACCUGUGGACUGCGACUAACAACACAAAGACAGAUGUCCAGGCACACAAGGUCAAGCACGACCAGGAUGUAUUAUACCUGUGGACUGCGACUAAUAACACAAAGACAGAUGUCCAGGCACACAAGGUCAAACACGACAAGGAUGUACUAGACCUGUGGACUGCGACUAACAACACAAAGACAGAUGUCCAGGCACACAAGGUCAAACACGACAAGGAUGUACUAGACCUGUGGACAGCAACUAACAACACAAAGACAGAUGUCCAGGCACACAAAGCCAAGCACGACCAGGAUGUACUUGACCUGUGGACUGCGACUAACAACACAAAGACAGAUGUCCAGGCACACAAGGUCAAGCACGACAAGGAUGUACUUGACCUGUGGACUGCGACUAACAACACAAAGACAGAUGUCCAGGCACACAAGGUCAAGCACGACCAGGAUGUAACAGAUUUGUGGGCUGCCAUCAAUAACACAAAGACAGAUGUCCAGGCGCAAGUCGUCAAGCAUGACCAAGAUGUAUCAAACUUGUGGAUUACGACAAAUUCCACCAAGUCAGAUGUUGCAGAGUGCAAGUCGGAGGUGGGCUCCCUGUGGAGUACUCUGAACACGACGCGAGAUGAGCUCAGUUCAGAGGUUGCGAGGGCAAUACUACUCGACACGAAGUUGAACCAGACAUCUUCUGAGUUACGUCUUGCUGAUAACACGAUAGAGGUGACAGUCUUAAACAUCAACAGCACUUUGUCCGCAAAGGUGAAAAUUGUGUACAAGUAUCCUAUAUAUUAUUUAAUCUUUUGCAUCAAGUGGUUGGAUGCAUACGUCUGGCUGAUUGUCUUAUUCAUGUCGACCGCUGCCUACGUUUUUACCUUUUUUUCUUUUCUAAAAGAUUGACGCGGUGUCCAAGAUGGAGGGACCUAUGGGACCUCGGGGGUACAACGGGUCACAAGGCCCCAAAGGAGACCAGGGCGUACAAGGUCCUGUUGGACCUCAAGGGUACAAUGGAACUCAAGGGUCUAAAGGUGACCAAGGUGUUGGCGACCUGUCAGCCUGUGUUUUUAAAAUUGCCACGGGUAUUGGUUCAAUCGGAGUUGGCGCAAGUGCUUCUGUGUCAAUAAUGGAGGCUGCGG